AUGUGGACGGCGACGACGUCGCACGACAACGCCGUCGGCUGCUCGGCGUUCAUCGGCUACGCGAUCAGCAUCCUGCACGUGUCGAUCGUCGGCAUCCUGCUCUGCACGCUCAACCGCUACGUCGCCAUCGUCUACCCGCUGCGCUACAAUGCGCUGCUCACCCCCGCGCGCACCGCCAUGUUGAUCGCCACCUGUUGGGCGUACGCCGUCGCGUGCGGUGCGGUCGCUGCGGUCCAGAUCGCGUCCACCUGGCGAACGCCGACUGCUUGUAUCGGUGAUAUGCUGAUCGCGCGCUGGUACACGUGCUUCAUCGUCGCCGAGUACGUCGCCAUGUUCGUCCUGAUGGUUUACUGCUACGCCGUCAUUGCGAAGAUCGCCUGGCAGCACACGCGCCGGGACAGGACGACAGCGUCGUCGGCCGACAGACUCGACAUGACGGCCUUCCAAGCGAAGUUGAAGAUGUCGAAGACUAUACUGACCGUGGUCGGCUCGUCCUGCUUGCUUCUCAGCCCGCACGUGCUGCACCUCUCCCUGAUCCGCUUCUUCUCACCGCAGCGGCUGCUAGUGCUGCGCUCGAUUCGGCUCGCCUCUCUCAUCGCCAACUCGCUCAUGAAUCCGAUCAUCUACUUCUAUAAGUACAAGGAUUUUCGCCUGGCCGUGCGGCAGCUGACCGGCUGCUGGCAAACGUCCUCUGUGACUCCGGUUGAAGCAAUGCACGAAUGCUAG
Molecule: messenger RNA, 726 nt
Organism: Priapulus caudatus
Lineage: Eukaryota; Metazoa; Priapulida; Priapulimorpha; Priapulimorphida; Priapulidae
Product: melanocortin receptor 5-like
Exons: 1
Coding region: 1-726 (241 amino acids)
Biological process (GO): G protein-coupled receptor signaling pathway
Cellular component (GO): membrane
Molecular function (GO): G protein-coupled receptor activity
Source: RefSeq, a predicted model, not a curated record